Paramuricea clavata is the source of this 1034-nucleotide messenger RNA. The record is from the annotation of a GenBank genome assembly. Lineage: Eukaryota; Metazoa; Cnidaria; Anthozoa; Malacalcyonacea; Plexauridae.
AUGAACUUUGUUCAAUUUGCUACAACAUACAAAGUUGUUAACAAUGAACUGACAGCAUUGCCAGAGAAUAUUAUACGACGAAUAUUUCCAACAUAUUCUCCUAAUCCCAAAGGUCCAAAUUUGUAAAAGUCCUAUAUUGUAAAUACCAACUUUUGAGGUAUAAACCGUGGAGAACAACCCAAAAUAAUGCAUGGGGUGACCAAGAACCAACUGACGAGGUUCUGAUCAAUUGUUGGCAUGAAUUUUUACAAACACCUUAUGGGUAGUCUAAUGUCCCAGACUGGUUUGAUAAAUUACAAGCCGUAAUUCAAAGUCAAGAAGCAGAAGAUGAACCUUCUGAAGAACAGGAGACAACUCGAGAAGAGUGGAUGAUAUUAUCAGACCUCAACACUCCUUUUGACAACUCUGAACAAACACCAGAGUCCACAUAUGACUGGCAUCUUGACAGAGCCAAUUAUUCCGAACAACAAAUCCAAGAAAUGCCAACAUGGAUAAAAACAAACAAAGAGGAAUACACUAUUGAUGAGCAAUAUGAUGUUGUUGACAUCAACAGUUUUAGUGAAAUGCAAAAACUUGCUUAUAAUAUUGUUAAGUCUCAUUUUGAUGAUACAUCAUCCGAGAAAGAGCCAUUAUGUCUCAUUAUAAAUGGUUUUGCAGGAACUGGUAAAAGUUACCUUAUUAAUGCUAUUAGAAAUCUUUUGCAAAGUAAAUGUGCUGUUGCUGCUACCACAGGUAAAGCAGCUUUUAACAUUAGAGGUGUAACUGUGCAUUCUCUAUUAAAGUUACCUAUAGGAUCAAGAGGUAAUAAAGACCUGACAGGACAAAGCUUGUGUAGGUUACAAGAGAGUGUUAAUAACAUUGGAUACAUCAUUAUUGAUGAAUACUCCAUGCUUGACCAAGUUACUUUUGGUUGGAUAGACCGGCUAGACAAGCGUUGUAAACAAGCAACUGGUUCUAAUGACAAAGUAUUUGGAGGGAAAUCGUUCAUUUUAACUGGUGAUCCAGGUCAAUUGCCACCAGUAGCAGAUGUAUAA